Olea europaea var. sylvestris is the source of this 2271-nucleotide messenger RNA. Its product is annotated as squalene synthase-like. Gene Ontology annotation, cellular component: endoplasmic reticulum membrane. The transcript is spliced from 12 exons. Bases 132 to 1406 code for a protein of 424 amino acids. Gene Ontology annotation, molecular function: squalene synthase [NAD(P)H] activity. The record is from RefSeq and is a predicted model, not a curated record. Gene Ontology annotation, biological process: lipid biosynthetic process; farnesyl diphosphate metabolic process. NCBI's taxonomy places the organism in Eukaryota, Viridiplantae, Streptophyta, Magnoliopsida, Lamiales, Oleaceae.
UAUCAAUAAACAAUGUAAUGAAUAGCAGUGGUCGAAAGCGUUCUAAGUUUCAGCUUUUAUGCCAAAUGCUUCACAGUAGGUAAUACGACAUAUAUCCAGUAGUUAGGAGACCAAGUUGUUGACUGUAGCUAAUGAGCACCUUGAAAUUUUUACCGGGGAGCAUCCCGUCGAGCGCCACCCCUAGAUUUUUGGCAACGGGGGUCCCAUACUUCUCCUCGAGCUCUCUCGGAUUGGUUUCUGCCUUGUCCCAUAAAAAUCCAGAAGUAAUUGUUGUCAACUGGGAGAAAUCGAGAAUUCCUCAACAUGUUUUCAGCGGGAUGAAGGAGAUGAAUAUGGCGGUGAGACAUGCAGAGAAGCAAAUACCUCCGGGUCCUCACUGGAAAUUUUGCUACAAGACUAUUCGCAACGAUUUCACAAUCAUUGCCCUUAUCCUUCAUCAAUUCGAUCUAGAUCUUCGUAAUGCUGUAUGCGUUCUCUAUUUGUACCUUCAUACACUUGACCACAUUGAGGAUGAUACAAGCAUAGCCACCGAGAUUCGAGUACCUAUUCUGAUGGACUUUCACCAUCACAUAUAUGAUCGUGAAUUGCUUUUUGCAUGUGGUACCAAGAACUACAGAGUUGUCCUGAACAGGUUCCAUCAUGUUUCCACUGCUUUUAUGGAUCUUGGACCCAGUUAUCAGGAGGUUAUUGAGGAUGUUAUUAAGAAGAUGGGUGCUGGAAUGGCAAAGUUUAUUUGCAAGGAGAUAGAAACAAUUGAUGAUUAUGAUGAAUACUGCCACUAUGUAGCCGGACUUGUUGGAUUAGGGUUGUCAAAGCUAUUCCAAGCUUCUGGAAGAGAAGAUUUGCCGCCUGGUACUUUCUUUCACGCAUCAUCUGUAUUUCUUCAGAAAGCCGACGUUAUCCUAGACUAUCUGGAGGAUAUCAAUGAGACACCGAAACCACGAAUACUAUGGCCUCGGCAAAUUUGGAGCAAGUAUACUGAUAGACUUGAGGACUUAAAAUAUGAGAAGAACUCCAUCCAGGCACUACACUGCCUGAAUGACAUGGUCACAAAUGCGUUGAUACAUGCUGAAGAUUGCCUAAAGGACAUUUCUGCUGUGCGAGAUCCAGUUAUCUUUCGGAGUUUUGCAGGAGUGCAGGCUGCAGCUAUUUGGAUAUUAGCUUGGUGCUACAACAACAUUCAAGUCUUUAGAGGCGUUGAGACAUUGACACAUGGUCUUACUCCUGAACUUGUUGAAGGGACCAAAACAAUCUCAGAUUUCCAUCGGCAUUUUCAUAAAUGCACUUGCAUGCUGAAAUCUAAGAUUGAUGACAGUGAUCCCAAUGCUGCAAAAACGAGGGACAGAUUAGAAUCAAUCUUGAAAACUUUAGAGGGACUCAAAACUGUUAAAACAGAAGGCGGUUAGCUUCAUAGAGUUCCUACCAUUUUAUUUUUUCAAUGUUUUACUAACUUGUUGUUCCUCCAGGACACAAUUCAUAAUAAGAAGUGAUCCCAGAAACAAUUCCACGAGGUAAGUGUUUGACUAGGCAUUUCUCUCACUCUCUCAAUUCAGUCGAAAUUUUCUCAUUCUAUAUGUAAUGUUACAGAUUUUUCUCAUCUUCAUCAUACUGGACACUAUUCUGCCUGUCAUGACUGUAUUUUAUAUGCAAAUUUUUCACAAAUGAUUUUUGUCCUGUUUGAAUAUGAGAUUUUAUUGAGAAAAAAUAAAAGGGGAAAAUGAAAUUGCGUUAUCUUUCAAAACAAAUGUCAAUAAAAUUUUUAUAAAUGUAGUUGAGUACCACAAAUAACCAAAAGAUAUACAUGUGAAGUUUGCAAAUGUCUUUACUUUUGUUUGUACAUUUUCCUUUGAAAUUGAAGGGUGUUAUUAACUGACAAAUAUUUUUUGUAAUUAUGUCUAGUGCCGGAAUAGUUUCACCUUAAUUUCCUCAGUUGAAUCUAGGAUCAAAACAGCAUUGGUAACUGCUUUACAAAUGGUUUUCUGUCUCCUUUUGCUGAUACUUUGUUGUUCUUGCAGGAUUAGUUUCAGUUUCAAAAGCGCCUUCUUAUCAGCUAAUUCCUAGAAUUAUUAAAUGCUGAUGUUUGAAUCUUUCUGCAUUUAAGUGUCCAAGUGAAUGUACAAACUCUUACAGAAGCUUGUGUAUUCGCACAUUAGUCCAUUCUAUUUGACUUUACGCCAGAUUGUGAACACGUUGUAGUAUCGACGGCUAAUAUUGAACUUCAUUUUAUGCUAUUAUUAUAUUUUUAAAUUUAUUACAUCUGCUCUUUUUUUC